CUAUUGACCCCAUCAAGUCUCAGCACCCGUAGCUCGGUACAAGCGCUGCAGGGUGGUUGUUUCCCCUGGCCAUCGCUCGCUAUCGCAUCUCGCAGGCUGGUCGUGCGUAUCGUGAAACCCCAAAAUUUUCAACACCAUCAUCAUGAGAAUUCCCUUUCCUCCAAAACUAUCCACACUCAGGCAGUUCACCAUGUCUACCAGAGACUUGAAAUCCAUCACUGAAGGCUUAGGAAAGUUGGGGUUGUCCCAACCAGAUUCGUCUGCCCAACCACUCUCGCACCCAGACUACAACGUCGUGGACGUCAUGAGAAACUACAUCACUAACGAGUUGCACAACAUCUCCGAGGUCAGCAAGGACAUCAUUUUCCAAGCAUUGGACUCUCCAAACACCUUGGACAAGGGUGACUUGAUCAUCCCAGUGCCCAGAUUGAGAUUGAAGGGCGUCAACCCCAAGGAAAAGGCUGCUGAAUGGGCUGCCAAGUUCGACAAGUCGAAGUUCUUGUCGGAAGUCAAGGCUGAAGGUCCUUUCCUCCAGUUCUUCUUCGACAAGAGCAUCUUGUACAACUUGGUCAUCAAGGACGUCUUGAAGAGAGGCGACAACUACGGUUACUUGCCAUUGGGUAUCAACAAGAAGAUUAUCGUCGAGUUCUCAUCGCCAAACAUUGCCAAGCCCUUCCAUGCUGGGCACUUAAGAUCCACCAUCAUUGGUGGGUUCUUGUCCAACUUGUACGAAAAGGCUGGUUGGGAUGUUGAAAGAAUCAACUACCUUGGUGACUGGGGUAAACAAUUCGGUGUGUUGGCUGUUGGUUUCGAGAAGUACGGCUCUGAGGACGCCUUGAGCUCUGACCCCAUCAACCACUUGUUCGAAGUCUACGUCAAGAUCAACGCUGACAUGAAGAAGGAAAUCGAGGAAACUGGUUCCAGUGCCACGGAUGACAAGGCCAGAGACCACUUCAGAAAGAUGGAAGCCGGUGAUGAGACCGCUCUUGCUAUCUGGAAGAGAUUCAGAGACUUGUCCAUCGAGAAGUAUAUCGACACCUACGCCCGUCUUAACAUCGCAUUCGACCAAUACUCUGGUGAGUCCCAAGUGAGCAAGGAAACCAUGGCUGACGCCAUGCAAUUGUUCGCUGACAGAGGCUUGAUCCACGAAGACAGAGGUGCUAAGCUUAUUGACUUAAGCAAAUUCAACAAGCACUUAGGUAAGUGUUUGGUGCAAAAGUCCGAUGGUACCUCCAUUUACGUUACUCGUGAUGUUGGUGAGGCCAUCAAGCGUUACAACACUUACAAGUUCGACAAGAUGAUCUAUGUCAUUGCCAACCAACAAGACUUGCACGUCAAGCAGUUCUUCGAAAUCUUGAAGCAAAUGGAUUUCGAAUGGGCCAAGAACUUGGAGCAUGUCAACUUCGGUAUGGUCGAAGGUAUGUCCACCAGAAAGGGUACUGUUGUCUUCCUUGACCACAUCUUGGAAGAAACUAAGGAAAAGAUGCACGAAGUCAUGAAGCAAAACCCAGCCAAGUAUGCCUUGAUCGAAAACCCAGAACACAUUGCUGACUUGGUGGGUAUUUCUGCCGUCAUGAUCCAAGAUAUGCAAUCCAAGAGAAUCAAUAACUACGAGUUCAAGUGGGAAAGAAUGUUGUCCUUUGAAGGUGACACCGGUCCUUACUUGCAAUACGCCCACUCCAGAUUGAGAUCUGUGCAAAGAAACUCCAAGAUCGAAGAAUCUGAGUUGUUGGAUGCCAACUUUGACCUCUUGGUUGAACCAUGUGCCGCCAACUUGAUCAGAACCUUGGCUCAAUACCCAGACGUCAUUCAAAGAGCCUUGAAGACACACGAACCAUCAACCAUUGUCACCUACUUAUUCAACUUGACACAUAUUGUAUCCCAAUGUUACGAUAUCUUGUGGGUUGCUGGUCAAGAGAAGGAUUUGGCUGUUGCCCGUUUAGCAUUGUACGCCUCUGCUAGACAAGUGUUGUACAACGGUAUGACCUUGUUGGGCUUGACUGCUGUGGAUAGAAUGUAAGCCAGACACGUAAAUAGAAGAAACAAACAGAAAAGUAACUAACUAGAAGUACCAAUGAAGAGCUGGAUGGUGCCCAAGGCGUAGUGUACAGAUGGGUCCUGGCAACCGCCGAGGAUUCUGUGUAAUCAUGCUUAAAUAAUAAUAUCGGUCAUAAACUGAUCAUUUUCAAUGUCGGUAGAAAGCGAUUGCAACAAGCAUGAAAACUAGUACAAG
Messenger RNA from Suhomyces tanzawaensis NRRL Y-17324, 2233 nucleotides. Its product is annotated as arginine--tRNA ligase. The coding region runs from base 191 to 2020 and encodes 609 amino acids. NCBI's taxonomy places the organism in Eukaryota, Fungi, Ascomycota, Pichiomycetes, Serinales, Debaryomycetaceae. Gene Ontology annotation, cellular component: mitochondrion; cytoplasm. Gene Ontology annotation, molecular function: ATP binding; arginine-tRNA ligase activity. The record is from RefSeq and is a predicted model, not a curated record. Gene Ontology annotation, biological process: mitochondrial translation; arginyl-tRNA aminoacylation. The transcript has a single exon.